GCUAAUUCGACAAAUCCCUUCGCCAGCUCAGUCGUAAAAGGAGCCACCAACCAUGACCCCGGAGGACCUUCCUCCCUGGACGGACUUCUUCAACGAAGAGGAGCUUCAAGCCGCACUCAAGAUAUUUCGGCUUUACGCUGAGAGAGAAGACCUGCUCAAGCAUGCCCAGCAGAACCCUGAAAUCGCGACUCUUUUCGCGCUUGCGCAAAAGACGGUGCUGCCCUCGGAAGCAGAUCUGAAAGAGAGGAAGAAACGACGGAAGCAGACAAAAAAGAACAAUGACCAGGAACUGCUGGCGGUUGCUGGUAUCCGCCAAAUGCGAAAAGUCAAAAUGGUGGGCUACACGGGCGGGUCUGUCGACUUGCCGUUCCCGCCGAGGAUCGGAACACCGGAAGCGAACGAGAGAUUCGCUAUUGAGGAUGAGCAACGGUCGAUACAGGCGGCGCAGAGCUCGACCGGUGCGUCGACCGCUACUUCUGUCACUGGAGAGGACGACGGGGAAGCCGGCGCCGUGCCGCCAGCACCGCCGAUGAAAAAGCUCACCUAUAACCGUUCAUGCCACGUCUGCGGCGUGCAUUUCCGCGACCUGCACCACUUCUACGACCAGCUGUGCCCCGUCUGCGCCGAACUGAACUACACGAAGCGCUUCUCGGAGGCGGAUAUGCGCGGCCGGGUAUGUAUCGUCACCGGCGCUCGGGUCAAGAUCGGCUACUGUAUCGCGUUGAAGCUGCUCCGCAUGGGCGCGACCGUGAUCGUCACGACCAGGUUCCCUCACGACGCGGCCAACCGGUUCGCGCGGGAGCCCGACCACGAGGCAUUUGCGGGUCGGAUUUCCAUCUACGGCCUGGAUUUCAGAGACAUUGCGAUGUUGCACCACUUCUGCCGGCAUGUGCAGCAGGAGUUCAAGAGGUUGGAUGUCAUCAUCAACAAUGCCGCGCAGACAGUGCGUAAACCGCCGGCGUAUUACGAGCAUCUCAUCACGGGUGAGGCGGAGGAUAUCACCCCGGAAGUCCGCAAGAUCGUCGAUGUCGUGGACGUGUACAGAUCCCGCAACGGCGGCUACGUGUUCCGCCACGGAGGUUCAAACAGCAUCACCGCCGGCGGUAACGAGACGACGUCCCGGUUGCAAUCCUCAUCAACCGACACCGAACUCACGGAAAUGGACGUCGUCCCCCCCAAUUCCGAGGAAACGACUGGCCUCGCCCUCCCCGCCGCCCAAGCAACCGCCCACCUCCAAGACGUCAACGCCUCCGCCGCCCUCUCCCAAGUCGCCCUCCUCCCCACCGACGCAUCCACCCUUGCCUCAAAAACCCACCACUUUCCCCCCGGUCUUUACGACCGCGACGACCAGCAACUGGACCUUCGCCGCGAGAACUCGUGGACUCAGGAGAUUGGGCAGAUUUCCACGAUCGAGAUGAUGGAGUGCCAUGUGAUCAACACGUUUGCGCCGUGGGUGCUGAUUUCGGAAUUGAAAGGGUUGAUGGAGCGGACGGGACCCGUGGAUGGGGCCGUGGGAGAGUGGGAUAAGUUUGUGGUUAAUGUGAGCGCGAUGGAGGGGCAGUUCUAUCGGAAUAAGACCAUUUUCCACCCCCACACCAACAUGGCCAAAGCCGCCCUUAACAUGAUGACCCGCACGUCCUCGUCCGGCCUCGCCGCCGUCAACAUCUUCAUGACCGCCGUCGACACGGGCUGGAUCACCGAUGAGAACCCCGUCGACCAGUGGCACAAACGCGAGCACCAGCCGCCACCGCUGGACGAGUGGGAUGCUGCGAUGAGGGUUAUUGAUCCGGUUCUGAUGGGUGUAAGGGGCGAGGAGAGGCUUUGGGGGUGCUUUUUGAAGAAUUAUAGGAGUACGAGGUGGUAGAGUUUACUUUCGCUAGCCGUCUAUAUAGUGAACCUUAAGUUUGUGUUUAGAGAUAGGAUUUAUAGGAUCAUGCUUCCUACGGUAAGGCGAAUAAAAGCUUAGCAUUGUGAGACAAUCCUAUAAAUGUGCAAAUAAACGUUUGGGACAUCG
Fimicolochytrium jonesii is the source of this 2014-nucleotide messenger RNA. Its product is annotated as oxidoreductase oxidoreductase. The transcript is spliced from 3 exons. The record is from RefSeq and is a predicted model, not a curated record. Bases 53 to 1864 code for a protein of 603 amino acids. NCBI's taxonomy places the organism in Eukaryota, Fungi, Chytridiomycota, Chytridiomycetes, Spizellomycetales, Powellomycetaceae.